AUACAUGCUUCUUGAGACGUGACGCGCUCACGUACGCGUGCUCUCGCGUGGCUACUUUCCUGUAAAAUACGAUUCCUCUACAAGAUUAUCACCAGUCGAGACAGUUUUGAAAAUGGAGUUUAAGAGAGAACUAAUAUCAAUCGUUUUGCUCGGGGUCGCAGCUUCUUUUUGCGUAAAAAGUGCCAGUUCGUAUAACAUACCAGAGCCAACAAUCGAAGCGCUAUCGCCACGUGGUUUUCGAGUCUCCAUCCCAGAUGAGCCGGGGAUCCAAUUAUUCGGAUUUCAUAGUAACUUGAACAAAAGGAUCCAAGAGAAUGAAACUGGAUCUAUUUCCGGCAUCGUCUACAGAGUGAAAAAUGGCGAAUGGACUUUGCGAGAUUCGGGAACUAACAUUCAAGACGAUGACGUGUUGCAUUACUGGAUUUACGUGCAGGCAAACGGAAAACCUUAUGUCAAGGCGAACCUGUCCUGGUCAAAAAAUCGUGCAACUGGCUCUACGGAUAGGAAUUGCAUCCCAGGAACGACGACAGUAAAAAAUGAUAAGAUAUCCUGUAAACGGGAAUUAAUCUUUGAGGAAAAUUUCAAUUCUUUAAACGAAUCCAUUUGGAGGAGAGAAGUCAAGAUCCCCCGAGACCCUGACUAUGAAUUUUGCGUGUACCACAUCCACGAGGAAACCGUAGCGAUCCGGAAUGGGAUCUUUCAGAUUAUUCCGAGUAUUUUGGAAGACUCUUAUGGAGAAGGAUCCACUUCGAUCGGCAGCGUGCAACUUUCCGGAUGCACCAGUAAUAUUCCGGAUGAAUGUUCGCGAAAAGCAACGUCAUAUAACAUUUUGCCACCAGUUAUCUCUGCGCGUCUCACGACGAAGAAUCGUUUUAGCUUUCGUUAUGGCAAAAUCGAAAUACGCGCAAAAUUUCCCGAGGGUGACUGGCUUUAUCCAGAGCUUUGGCUAUUGCCGCGAAAUUCUAGGCGUGAUAACAGGUCCCCGAGUGUAAGAAUUACUUUAGGAUUUGCACGAGGUAACCAGCGCCUCGUAAAAAAUGACGAUUCGACCGAGGAUUACGGCGGCAAACGUUUAGAAUUUGGGAUCAGAACGGCCUCGGAGGGUGAAAUUCGCGAGGAAAAAGCCACAAAGAUGAAGAGCACUGGCAAGUGGACGGGAAAUUACCACGUGUACACGACGACGUGGUCUGCCGAUGGAUUUACAUUCCACGUGGAUGAUCAAGAAGUCGGCCGGCUGAAGCCAGGAUCCUCUGGCUGGCAGCAAAGCUUUGAUUCGAUCAGCGAAGCCAGCAGUUCCAAUAUGGCACCUUUCGACGAAGAGUUUUAUAUCAGUCUCGGGGUCGGUGUCGGUGGAGUUAGGCAAUUUCCUGAAAGAACAACCAGCGGACAAUAUGAUAAGCCUUGGAGAAAUGUUGGGGCUAAGGCGAUGCUCCAUUUUUGGCAGGCUAAGAAUCAAUGGUUCCCGAGCUGGAAUGACGAAUAUGGGAAAAAAACCGCACUUGAAAUCGAUUAUAUCCGGAUUUGGUCUUUAUAAUGUUCUGUAGUCCACUAUAAUCUUAUUCUGUAAGAUUUAGCGAUAAUAAAGCAAUUGGUUACUUAUAAAACUCACAAAUAUAACGAACUCCCUACGUGCAAAUAAAGAAAAAAGAUGUAAA
Messenger RNA from Orussus abietinus, 1655 nucleotides. RefSeq names its product beta-1,3-glucan-binding protein. The coding region runs from base 113 to 1534 and encodes 473 amino acids. The record is from RefSeq and is a predicted model, not a curated record. NCBI's taxonomy places the organism in Eukaryota, Metazoa, Arthropoda, Insecta, Hymenoptera, Orussidae. Gene Ontology annotation, biological process: carbohydrate metabolic process. Gene Ontology annotation, molecular function: hydrolase activity, hydrolyzing O-glycosyl compounds; carbohydrate binding. The transcript is spliced from 8 exons.